AUGGCAGUCGCGAACCCAAAGGUGCACAAAUCCCAAUACCAUCACUACAUUCCUCGAUUCUUGCUCCGUCGCUUCUCUUGCCCCUCUUCGACCGUUCUUAAUCAUGACAAGAGGCGGAACAGAAAAAGGCGAGUCGAUGAUGUGGUCACCGCGGUCGACCUGAAUCUCGACUUUCCCGAAUUUGUGGGAUUACCGGUGGGACGAAUUUUCGGACAGGUGGACAUGUACAAAGACGACUCGAAAUUCGCCAUGGAAGAACAAGGUCGAAUGGAGACGAAGUUGAGCCUUAUUGAGGGGCAAGCAAGUCGCAUCAUCACCAAAGUCGCAGACGCCCAUAAAGCGGGCAAGAACGAAGUCACGCUCUCACGCCAUGACAAAGAUCUUCUGCGCAAAUACAUCUUCGUGAUGAAGUACCGCAGUCCCAUCUUCUACGAACGCUUCAACCAUCAGAGAGCAGAGGAUUACAAUUCGGACGAUAGGACAUCAUUUCUGGAAUACAUGCGAGAACACAGCUUCGAACGCCCGCUCGAUGUGUGGUUCGAUAAUCUGCUGAAAAUCAUUGACAAGCCUAUGGAUCCUGCCGGUGAUUGGACAACAGAACUGUCCAAUGACAUCUAUCCAGGUGACGCUGAGUGGCUUUACAAGAACAUCCGAUCGAUGUGGCUGUCUUUUGCCACUCCUUUAGAUGCUGAUGAAGAGUUCAUUCUCACCAGCAACGCGUUUGCCAUUCACGAAGGGCCGGUCGACUACUUCACCGACCCUUUCACAGGCAAGCAGACGACGACUGCAUGUACCGAGUUUCACGUGAUAAGCGUCGUUUCUCCACGUCUAGUCAUGAUCUUGCGCCAUGUUCUUCUUCCGGAGCCUUUGGAAGACCAGCGCGACGAGAUCCGAAAUCACAAAAGAUGGAUGUUGGCAGCCCAUAUGCAGGCGCACAACCAACCAGGCAACGCUACAUCCUUGCUCCAAGACUUGCCAAUAGCGAAAGCUCUCAACUCUUACACUGUAAUCCAGGACGGUCGGCUUGAAUUGGCCGAAGGUGCAGACACAGUGCCUAAAGCCGCAGACAAAUUCCAAUUUACUUUCUUCCGCCUAGAAAGCAGACACGUGCAAACAAUCAAUCUCGUCAUGCUGGACCAAGCCCAUAACAGCUCCCACAUUGUGUUCAAAUCAAGAUUUGCAUUGCGAGCAGCUUUGGACUUCUACCUUGAUUUUCCGACUCAGACUAAAAGAGCCUAUAGUAUCAAGACAAUAACGGAGCGAACUGAGGACCCCAUGUUGCUUUUGUUACGCAAAUUAGAAACGGUUGCGCAUUCACUAGGCUCAUCCGUCAGAGCGAAGUACUACAUCGAUCCGCUUAUUGAGACUAGUAAAGCACCGCCAUCUUACGACGCACCGCCAUCUUACGACGCACCACCUUUCGAUGAAGUUGUUGCCCAAGUGUGGAGAACGGCAAAACUCGAUUUUCUACCAAAUAUUCCAGCUGGCAGCAUCUCCGCGUUGCCCAUGACCGUUAUGGUGCAGACUUCGAUCGAGCUAAAGCUAAACAUCAUGACAAUCCACGCGCUUGGCCAGAUAUGCAUAGACGAUAACCAACACUGCUUUCCAGCCUUGGUCUUCCAAGCUGUUCAGAAAGCAGCUACUAAAAGUCCGAAUGAGCACACUAGGAGGUUCUUCAACACUAAUUUGUUAACCUGGAAAUACUGCUGGGAUGCGCUUGUUGAGCGAGCUUUGCAGUUUCCGGGUGCGGACGUCAACCAAAGUGUUGAAGCCUUACGGAAUGACUUUAAUCAACUCUCCAUCAGUCCGAACCCGGAUGCCUUGCUGACUGUGCUGUCCGCUAUGUCUCAAGAAGCCCUUCGAUCUUCAAAAGAAGCUCUUGUAGAACAACCGAGCUCGUCUAACCACGUUGAAGCCGCUCCUGGGUGGUCUAGGCGAGGACUGCGCCAAGCGUUUGACGACAUCGGCCGUGACGCUCAGCACAAUGAAGCUACAUCCACCAUUCCGUCAUCGCCAGACAUGGAUCUCUUCACAUCUGAGGACAGGGCACGUAGAAACAAUGACGUCAAAGUCACUCCCGAACGCCCUGGGCAGGGAUGGCGUGAAGUGUUCGACAACGUCGUCCGUAAAAUUCAAAGUAACGAGGACGUCUUGAGAGUUUUUCUAACUGCCCUCUUUAUUGUAACUUUCAUGUGUUUCUGGCUCGCUGUCCUCGCAUGGAGGCUCAUUGGCCUUGCAUGGUUCUUGGUGCAAUAG
Molecule: messenger RNA, 2256 nt
Organism: Alternaria atra
Lineage: Eukaryota; Fungi; Ascomycota; Dothideomycetes; Pleosporales; Pleosporaceae
Exons: 1
Coding region: 1-2256 (751 amino acids)
Source: RefSeq, a predicted model, not a curated record